Messenger RNA from Petromyzon marinus (sea lamprey), 4042 nucleotides. Its product is annotated as popeye domain-containing protein 3-like. The record is from RefSeq and is a predicted model, not a curated record. Gene Ontology annotation, cellular component: sarcolemma. Lineage: Eukaryota; Metazoa; Chordata; Hyperoartia; Petromyzontiformes; Petromyzontidae. Gene Ontology annotation, molecular function: cAMP binding. Gene Ontology annotation, biological process: regulation of membrane potential; striated muscle cell differentiation; heart development.
UAUCGUGUGGAAAUUUGAAGCAGCAGCCAAAUACUCUGAACGUGACGUCGACACGCCGAGCCCCUCAAAUCGCGGGGUCCGAGGCGGUCGCCCCGAUUAGCCGUACCCUUAGGAGCGGCUUUGUAUAGAGCUAAUGAGAGUUAAAGACUGCACUUAACACCUGGGUACCUGAUUACGCGAAUACAAAAAAAUGAUGACCAGUUUCUAAGUGGGCAUAGGAAUAAUUACCUAAGAGUAGCUAUUGAGUACCAAAAUAAACCCACUAAAUAAACGAAUUUACAUUCAAAGUUAAAUCAUAAAAUGUUGCUGGCACAACGCAUUUUGGGUAAGUUUGUUCUCGUUAGGACAAACAAGGCACCAUUCCUGGGCGCAAUUAGCAUUUGCUGCUUCGCACUCCCGGCUCCGCGAUCUUGGCCACAUUUUGUGCCGAGCCCAGGCGGAGAGAGAGCGGCACCGCUCGCGCGCGGGGUGGAGGCGGCGCUCGAAGCCACCAACCCCGAGGCCUCGCCGUGAGCAGCCGGACAAAACUACAGCGCGUGAAUUUGUUUACGAUUUGGAGCAGCCAGUGCCAAUGUGAGUACCUACCGACAGCCAUUGUGGGGGUAAUUUAUCCCAGCAGCGACGACGAACGGCUUAAACUCCGUACUCUAGCACUCGAUCUUUGUGUGUGUGGAUAUUGUUGCCACAUCAUCAUUGCCUGUGUCGACUUAGCCCAAGUGUCCUAGCUGAAAGCUGCGCAAAGUGUACAUCUGAUGCUCAUUCCGUAACUCAAUGGCAAUGGGUUCAUUGCGUGCGGAGGCAUUUAUCGGUGAACAAGCUCCAUCUGUCACGGUUAGUAACGUUCAUCUGUGACAAUGUCCAGCCGGUACCUAAAACAAGCCAAGUAUAUUAAUUUCACAUCGGUGGAUUCCGUUCGUCAUCUGAAUACAAAAACAAAUCAGUAGACUGCCGUGUUAUAGGCAACGUCGUGCUGUAUUGUUAUUGCAUACAUAUCCAAGAUAGAAAAGAGCUGAACUUCCACGGCUGUCGACAUGGACUACACCUAGAGCUGUCUCUUAAUUACUCCUCUCUCGUGAUGUACAAAUGAGAUCGCAGUGGCUUUGGAAAGAAGAAGAAGAAGCCAUAGAAAACGAAGACCCCAAGAGGUUCACAACUUAAUUAGCAACAACGGCAAAAAUCAACGCUGGGGCCAGAAUCGGACAGAAGAUUGAUCUCGUGGUCGUCCUUGGCUGGCACCGCCACCGUCUUUGCGGACCCGCACGGACAUGGGCAGCAGUGACCACAGUGGGCCUCUCUCGGAGGAGCACGCGAAGUGCCGCGUGUGGAGCCGCGGGACCGAGGGGGCCGUGUUCCAGCUGGCCUCCGUCUUCAUGCUGCUGGGCGCGAUGGGGGGCUCGGGGCUCGCCGGCCGCCUCUACUCGUACGGCCUCCUGGGAGCCGCCUUCCUCUGCCUCGUCGUCUGGGCCUGGGUCGACGCUUGCGCCAUCGACGCGUUCGGGUGGAACUUCUUGCUGCUCGCGGCGUGCCUCGGCCAGGUGUUUUAUCUCGCAUACCAACUGAGACCGGUGCAGUUGGACCAAGCCUUUGAAGAACUUUACACGAGCAUCUUUCAGCCUCUCCAGGUACCACGGGAAGCCUUCCGCAGGGUCAUGGCGUGCAGCGCCCAAGAGGUUCUGCUUCUCAAGCCCCACCACCUCUAUGCCAUGGAGGGCAUCACACCCAUCGACAGGCUGUCCAUCCUCCUCACUGGCAGGAUAAGGGUGACUGUGGAAGGCCAGUUUCUGCACUUCAUCCAUCCCUACCAGUUCCUGGAUGCCCCAGAAUGGGAGUCCCUGAGGCCAUCGGAAGAUGGGAAGUUCCAGGUGACGCUGACGGCCGACACAACCUGCUGCUUCGUGUCGUGGCGCCGCAGGGACCUGUACCUGCUGCUGGCAAGCGACCGCUACAUGGCGCGCCUCUUCUCCCUGCUCAUCGGCCACGACAUCGCCGAGAAGCUCUACCUGCUCAACCAGCGCCUCGGCGGCCCGCGGGGGGCCUCCCGCUUCGACGUGCGGCUGCCCGGCCUCGAUCGCGACGCCGACGACGGUGAUGGCUGCACGAGCGUCGCUCCGGCGAACCGCGUGCAGCGCGGGAAACCCGGCGGCGGCGGCGGCGGCCGCACGGUGGACGAGCCGCGCGCGGGCAACGUCGGCGACCCGACCUGGGCUGAGCCACGGAGGGAGGAGGGCCCCCACGUGAGACCCACGCGCAGUUCUCAGGGGGGGCGGCCGGCGACGGGAGAGCGCGCGCCCAGGUUGGUGCGGCGCGACGAGUCCCCUCUGGUCGCCGCGGACGGGCGAGGAGAGUUGCUACUGAGGGCACAACGCUCGGAGGAGGCACGGUCGUCGACGCAGACUCUGAACCUCUGACCGGCGUGUGCCCGGAGGAGGUGGCUUUCCGUUGGCGCUACAAACGCUGCCGUGAGCUUUGAAGUUCGGUUUAUACGCAGAGAACUCAAUUUUCACAAGCACUCUACUCGUACCUGGCUUACGAUCGCCGUUACAAAACGCCACCAUAGAUUUUGAAAUGUACCCGAGAAAUAUUCCUUUACAAGAACACGUUCCUGGCUUUACGAACGCCAUUUACAAACAUUGUCAUGUAACUAGACACACGAAACACAUUUUCGACAACAAUUCUGUGACACCUUGUCUCCCCGCUGUAGUUUAGUCACCUGUUUCGAUCAACCAUGAAGAAUAUUACUGUAUCCAUCUACAAGUUCACGAUCCCACCCCUGUCUACGACGAAGCAAUGAAGAUAAAUCAUGCACGUGUAUGGUUUACGUAACGCUUCGCAAACAUGCGUUUGUCCUCUUAAAUAUAUAUUUUUUGCAACACGGAAGCCAGCGGGGCAGCUUACAGGGCAAAAAGAGAUGAGCGUGUUUGCAAGCUGCCCCUUUCAGUGUUGGUUUUGUGUCUGCAAGUUUUGGGUAACCCUUGGGCUGGUUUUAAUAGUCCAUUAUCGCAACACAACUUUCAACCACAGGUUCAUUCAUAUUGGAUUAUCUCGAUGAGAGUUGCCAUGUCCUGCUAUUAUGGACACAGACGGGCGGACGUGAAGUCCCCACACCUCCAAUCAGCAUGGUUGGCGACGUGCGGUGCGAAAGAAGUUCAAGAUACAUCUCUACAAGACAGAGCGCUGGUGCACAGAGCGCUGGUGCACAUGCUGAUACCCAAAACUUUAGCUUGCUUUACUGCACACGUUUCACUUAUACGGCAGUGUCAGUCAAUUGUGGAUAGUUUCAGGAGAUAGGUCUGCACUGUAGUUAAUGAACGGUGACGGUCAUUACCAGAAACAGUAACAUCUUGACAUAUUAUUUUCGUAUCUGCUGAUGUGGCGGUGUUUGUUAUACACAAACGAUGAACAGUUGAGAGUCCACGCUUUUGAAAAAUGCGAUCGCAUAUUUUCUGAGAUCAUGCUGCACACCAAUUGGGAAAUGAUUCACCAUCCUUUCCCUGAAAUUUGAUUGGAAAAAUCUAAUUGUGUAUUCAUCUCACUUCUGUCUGUUUGUGUCUCCUGCUCUGCGAGGUACGUCUCAUCCUGCCUUAUGUGUUCCACAGCUUUAAAAUAAAGUUCGCAUUUGCACGUGAUUUUAAUAUGAAAUAAUUUAUUUUGUCAUAGACUUAAAGUAUAAUUUAAUUAAAAUAAUCAAUUAUUAUUUACAUGCCUAGACUUGCAGAUGGCUGGACUGUUUGACCAUACUUCACCACAGUGGUCAGUGUGGGUUAUUGCAGGCAGGGGGCCCUGGACUGGUUCAGUAUCACUCGCAACUGAUGUUAGCCGUGGCUCAGAUUGCCAGUUCCAUAGUGCAGUGCGUUGACCAACGCAUGACUAAUACACCCCACACCUCGGGCAUAAAAUAAUCAUAUACUAAAGACCUUUUCAAAUCCACUGCUGGAUGAUGCCCCCCCCCAUACCAAGUUUGUGAAUGUACGUAUGUUGAACCUAUUUCGCAUUGUACCUAGCCAACCGUACUAAUUGGAGGUGCGGGGGAAGGACAACAAUU